UUUGAGAACUCCGACUGUGUCAAUGAUGCUCUGUUUAUGUUAGUGGAUAGGUCGUGUGGGCAGAAGCCGGAUCUGAUUCUGGGUCCAGCGUGCGAGUAUGAAGCGGCAGCGGUGGUGAGGCUGGCAUCCCACUGGAACAUCCCGGUGAUCUCUGCAGGUGCCCUGGCUGCCGGCUUCCGGAACAAGAACACCGAAUUCUCCCACCUGACCCGCAUCGCCCCGUCUUACGUUAAAAUGGCAGAAAUAUUCACCGCGAUGUUUGAGCACUUCAACUGGAAGAUCGCACUGCUGGUCUACGAUGACGACAAGGAGGAACGGAACUGUUUCUUCACUAUGGAGGGAGUAUAUCAUCUGACGGCUGACUUUAACAUUAAAACAUAUGCUGUUUCCCCAGAGGAUCGCUUGGACACUGACGACAUCCUCCAAAACAUCUAUGACACUGAAGCAGGAGCUGACCUUGAGGAGAAAACUGGUGAUGUGCACCUGUGUUUUUAUUUGUCCUCCCCAACUGCACCCUUCGUCACCAAGACAGACUUACAUAACAUCCUGCGUGCUCUUGGCAUGGAACAUCAUCCUUUCUACAGACUUCACAGAUGAGCCACAUGGAUUAGUUGCUUGAAAUUAUUUAGAGCACUUGGAAUUGGCAGAUGGAAAGUAAGUGAGCAAAAUAGGAUGUCCUCUCUCCUCUGUGGCAUAAAGCUGUCUAAACACUGUCAUCAUGCACCAUUUUCAGGACAUAUUGUAGUCUCUCAGAGGGUCUAACUAAAUUUUUUAAUUCAAAUUAAUUGUUGUUGGUCAGAAAAUAAGACAGAUUAAAAUGUCCCAUGAGCUGUCCAAUGAGAAUCCCUGACAUAUUAAAGGUGUGAUGUAUCGUCAUGACCUUCAGAACAAAUUGGCAUUCUUUUGGGAAAAAAAGUGAA
Messenger RNA from Xiphias gladius (swordfish), 920 nucleotides. RefSeq names its product atrial natriuretic peptide receptor 3-like. The annotation marks the transcript as partial. Gene Ontology annotation, biological process: vasodilation; regulation of blood pressure. Gene Ontology annotation, cellular component: membrane. The transcript has 2 exons. Lineage: Eukaryota; Metazoa; Chordata; Actinopteri; Istiophoriformes; Xiphiidae. The record is from RefSeq and is a predicted model, not a curated record. Gene Ontology annotation, molecular function: peptide hormone binding; natriuretic peptide receptor activity.